AUGGAUAAAUCAACGGAAAAGGUGGAGUCCUUCCAGUCCCAACCAGCCCUUGAACAUGGUACCUCCACAGAGUACCAUGAGCUGGAAAGAAAACUCGAAAGUAGACAUGUUCAGUUCAUUGCCCUCGGCGGUGCCAUCGGUACCGGUCUCUUCCUCGGAAUUGGCCGUGCCUUGACUCAGGCUGGCCCGCUUAGUCUUCUGCUGGGAUAUACUAUCUCAGGUGCAGCCAUUUUCUGCAUGAUGCAAAGCUUGGGUGAAAUGUGCACCUGGCUUCCCCUACCAGGAGCAAUCCCUCAGUUUGCAGACCGUUGGGUAGACCCUGCCCUGGGGUUUGCCAUUGGUUGGAAUAGUUGGUAUUACUGCGUCAUAACUCUAUGCGCCGAGAUUGCCGCCGUCUCGGUCGUCAUACAGUAUUGGGAGGGGGCCCAAGGUGUCAACGUUGCAGUCUGGAUCACGAUCCUUAUCAUCUUGGUGGCCUCCAUCAACCUUUUUGCCGUUUCAGUCUAUGGAGAAGUCGAAUUCUACUUUGCAGGAAUCAAGGUCAUCGCGAUCGUUGGUCUUAUCUUGCUAGCUUUCCUUCUCGAUGUCGGUGCAACUGGGCAAGGCCGUCUUGGAUUCCGCUACUGGAAGAAUCCGGGAGCUAUGAAAGAGUACGUUGCGACCGGUGACCUGGGGCGGUUCCUCGGCUUCUUUUCGACACUCGUAAAUGCUGCAUUCUCUUUUGGUGGUAUUGAAACCGUUGCUGUGGCUGGAGGCGAGGCCAAAAACCCACGAAGAAACAUCCCUAAGGCUGUUCGCCGAGUCUUUUGGAGAAUCUUAUUUUUCUAUGUUCUUGGUGCUCUAGCCGUUGGUGUGCUGGUCCCAUCGAACGAUAAGCAGCUACUCAGUGCUCAGGCAAAUGGGUCCAAAGGUGCUGCAGCAUCACCCUGGGUUAUUGCCAUUACUCAUGCCAGGAUCAAGGUCCUGCCAUCUAUCAUCAACGCGGUUAUCUUGAGUUCUGCCAGCUCCGCUGCAAAUGCCAUGACCUUUAACGGAAGUCGAUAUCUCUUUGCUUUAUCCAAGAACGGACAGGCCCCCAAGAUCUUCCAGAAAUGCAAUAAAAAUGGUACGCCAUGGGUAGCAGUCUUACUAGUUACGGCCAUCUCCUUGCUUUCGUAUCUCUCAUGCUCUGCUAGCAGCAGCAUAGCCUUUACGUGGUUUCAAAACCUAGCUACAUUGUCAUCGCUCUUCACCUGGUUCGCUAUCUGCCUUAUUUAUGUCAGAUUUAACAGUGCCCUAAAGGCCCAAGGCAUAGACAGAUCAUCACUUGUUUUCAAGGCACCCUUCCAACCCUACCUGGCCUAUUUCUCAAUGUUUUAUUUUGGCGUUAUUAUUAUUUUUAAUGGCUUUUGGACCUUCACUCCGUGGAAUGCCAGCAGCUUCGUCACUUCCUAUAUCGGUAUCCUGCUUAUAGCCAUUCUCUUUUUCUUUUGGAAGUUCUUUAAGAAAACGAAAUCCGUUCAACCCGCUGAGGCUGAUCUGCAUCGCGAUAAGGCUGCGAUUGAUGCCGUUAUCUGGGAAGACAGGAAGCCAACAACGAUCUGGGGGAAGAUUUGGGAUUGGUUGUGCUAA
Messenger RNA from Fusarium mangiferae, 1611 nucleotides. Its product is annotated as putative general amino acid permease. Bases 1 to 1611 code for a protein of 536 amino acids. The transcript has 5 exons. Gene Ontology annotation, biological process: amino acid transmembrane transport. Gene Ontology annotation, molecular function: amino acid transmembrane transporter activity. Gene Ontology annotation, cellular component: membrane. The record is from RefSeq and is a predicted model, not a curated record. Lineage: Eukaryota; Fungi; Ascomycota; Sordariomycetes; Hypocreales; Nectriaceae.